GGCGACCGUCGCUAGCUGACGCUUGCGUUGUCUAGACUUUGGGUCUUGCUGCUACACUGCUGGCGAAUCCAUACUACUACUUCGCUUCCUCCACACUGCUCUCGUCCCUGUUCUCCGUGGACAAACGAUAUUUGACAACGGCUUUUUCGACAGCCGUAUUACACGAUAAAAUCUAAAAUAUGUCCGCCGACCUCCUCUACGCCACUGGCCCCGGCCCCGACAUCCUCUCUGCCGCUGAUCCUACCACCGAUUCCUCCCCCAUCUUCUUCAACAACCCUUUCGCACCACAAUGGCUCGAAAUACCUGCUUCUGUUGAAGGUGCUGACCAGAGCUUCGAGUCCUUAUGGCCAUCUGCCUCGUGGCCUGCCAAACCCACCCGUCAGCAACCGCCCUUCGACGAGCCGACAUCCAUCCAACCACCGGCCCCGAAGCGAUCAGGCCGACGCAGCGGCUCUUCCAGACUCAAGAGCAACGCCAACAAAGAAGAACGGGAAAAGCGGGAGAAAUUCCUCGAACGAAACCGCAUGGCCGCCAGCAAAUGCCGACAGAAGAAGCGACAAAACACCGAGCGCCUGCAGAGCCAAUUCCAAGUGGCCGCGGAGAAGAAGGCACGGCUCGAGGCCGAAGUGGCCCAGCUCCACGGGGAGGUCUUAUGCCUGAAGGAUGAACUCCUGCGACACUCGCAGUGCGAUGACCAGGCCAUCAAGAAUUACCUUCAGCAGAUGGUCAGCCAUGUGACGCACCAGGAGGAGCCGAUCCUGCGGACGCCAGAGUUGAGCCCGCCCUCGGACCCGCUGUCCUCGUCGCCCAAUACUUCGAUCGCUACGCAGAAGUCGGCGGGAUUUGAUUUUGACCUCGACGGGUCGCUGGACAUGUCGGACGAGGCGAAGCAAGAGCUUGAGACCGCUCGUCGAGACUCCGAACAGAGUUUGCUGAGCACGACCUGCACGUUGUUCUCGGAUGCCAGCAUCGAAGAUAUGGUCGAUUUUGCUUGAUUCGUGCCGGACUAUCUUCUUUCCUUCUCUAUUAAUAAUUCUACACUUGUAAAUAUUUGGGAACGGCGUUCCUUGACACGCAGCUAUGCCCUCGUUACGAAAAGCUACGGAAGCGAUCUACUUAUAUCGGUCGGGUUGGCGUUUGGGAGGAAAUUGCUGGGUUUGCUAUUACUUACGACGAGCGUGCUGCACAUACUCUUUCUUUCUCUUGAUCGCUACCUUUAGUUGCUAAAUAACUAUAAUCAAUCCGGGGUUCUAUCCUGGCUCUUUUGAACCCGCCUCACUCCGAAUGCCAAACUCUACACCUCCCCACCGCAGUCAGAAU
Messenger RNA from Aspergillus steynii IBT 23096, 1320 nucleotides. RefSeq names its product bZIP transcription factor. Lineage: Eukaryota; Fungi; Ascomycota; Eurotiomycetes; Eurotiales; Aspergillaceae. The transcript has a single exon. Bases 180 to 995 code for a protein of 271 amino acids. The record is from RefSeq and is a predicted model, not a curated record. Gene Ontology annotation, biological process: regulation of transcription by RNA polymerase II. Gene Ontology annotation, molecular function: DNA-binding transcription factor activity, RNA polymerase II-specific; RNA polymerase II cis-regulatory region sequence-specific DNA binding.